UCGGAGGCGCAGCUGCUAGAUAUACAGUCGCAGCAUCCUAUUCACGGCCAACCUGGCCAGCAGCAAUUCGGCCACACCCGAUCAAUGUUCUCGGGAUCAGACAUUGAGCUAAUGGGGGGAGUUCUCGGCUCUACUGGUGAAGUACUUAUGACGAAAGACAGCACUUUGAAGUUUUAUCAAUUCUCUUAUCUGAUGUCUCUUGUUUCAAGACUAUACGGCCCUUUUAGCCAGCCGUCGCCUCGAAGAGUCUACUACGUCCAUCUAAAAAUCAGUAUCCACAAGCUAAAACAGAUUCGACAGAUGCGUGUUGUCUAUGUUAGUCCCCGGCUUCAGGAACAGGCCGAAUUGCUAUUGUCGGUAGCGCAGAAUGGCACUGUGGCCGACCUUUUGGCUGAGGCUGCCAGACAUAUUCAGCUGCAACCAGGAGGAUCUGGCGUUCUCCGCCUUUUAGAAGUAAAGUCCAAUAGGAUUGUCCAAGAGUUUCCACGAGAGCUCGAAUUAGCGCAGAUCUCUGCUAAUGAAACCUUACCCCAUUGCUACGCAACCGCAAACAACCCAGUGGCUUGUUCACUCCCGUGUCGGAUCUUUCCUCCUCCCAUGGAUUAUAGUCUACGUGUGGAAGAGGUGCCGCACAACGAGCUUAAUUUGGGGCCCGACAAAUGUGUAAUCCAUGUAACCCAUUUUGACAGCAUUAUACAUAUGAAUUUCGGCGUUCCCUUUACGGUUAUUUUGCAUGACAAAGAGCCUUACAGCGUUCUACGAGAACGUAUCCGCAAGCGUCUGGAGGUGCCAGAGAAAGAAUUUGAGCACUGGGGCCUGGUGAAUUACUUUCAAACGGGUGGACCUCAAUUGCAGAAGGAUUAUCAUCGUGAAGUGCCGUUCGACAUGUUUUUAAAGUCUUCAUACCGGGCAUGGAUCGGAAUUGAUCAUUUAUUCAAGACCUGGUCUCCAAAUGCGCCUAGCGAGAAACCAAUAAAAAUUCACAACUGA
Protopolystoma xenopodis is the source of this 990-nucleotide messenger RNA. Lineage: Eukaryota; Metazoa; Platyhelminthes; Monogenea; Polystomatidea; Polystomatidae. The record is from the annotation of a GenBank genome assembly.